CUCAAAGACUGGCCUCUCUCUGACCUGAAGGUGAGUGGAGAGCCCACCCUCCAAACCUCCUGAGAAGAUAGAGCGGCCAAUCGGAGGUCAGGACUGAGAGAAGAAGUGAUUCAUCAGCAGAAUGAAUGUCACUGUCCAGGAACCAGUCAGCCAUGAUGGGCCAGCAUCAUCCUGCAUGCCACCUCUUAAUACCUUCACCCUCAUUGUUAGCAUCCUGACCUGCAUCUUGGGACUACUCGGCAAUGGCCUGGUCAUCUAUGUGAGCAUGCGGGAGCUGAGGGCCACGGUGAACACGGUUUGGUUCCUAAGUUUGGCUGUGGCCGACUUCACAUUCACCCUCCUACUGCCGUUCUACAUCACCUCUCUCACCAUGAAUCACCACUGGCCCUUCGGUCGCUUCUUCUGUAAGACGUACACCUUCCUCUCGGUCCUCAGCAUGUAUGCCAGCGCUUUCACUGUCACCUUGGUCAGCCUGGACCGCUGCCACUCCAUCCUGUGGCCUGUCUGGUCCCAGAACCACCGGGGACUGCCACUGGCUCGCCGAGCCUCGCUGCUCGCCUGGGUGGCUGCCACUGUUCUGUCUGUCCCCACCUGGAUCUAUCGGGAUGUACAUAUCGACCAGAAGACCGUCUUCUGUUACCUGAACAUGAUUCACACUGCUGAGCAGGCCCUUCUGGACAAGAUCCCUGAAAACGAUACCUACCAUCAUGAAGUAUUUGAAGAGCUGCAGACCAGAUAUCUUAGCUUGAUGGUCUCUCAGGUCAUCCUGGGAUUCUUCAUCCCGUUUCUGAUCAUUGCCACCUCUUACACCCUGGUUGCGCUGAGGGUCAGGAUUCAUGGGAGGCCUGGGCACAGCAAGCCCUACAAGGUCAUGGCUGCCGUGGUCUUGGCCUUUGUCCUCUGCUUACUCCCCCUGCAGGUGCUCAAGCUUUUGGAACUAGCCUACCCUGAACACCCACACCCCAGUUUCCUGAGACUGGGAAUGCCCCUGGCCUCUGCGCUGGCAUACUUCAACAGCUGCCUGAACCCCAUCCUGUACUUCGCGAUGGGCCGAAGGGUCCACAUUGGCCUUGAGGUGAAGGCAGCACUGCGGGCAGCGCUAGGGGAGGUGUCUGGAUCCAGCCGCUACAGUAGGAGGGACAGCAGGUCAAUGUCACUGGUCCGGGAAACCAGUGUCACUGUCUGA
Molecule: messenger RNA, 1186 nt
Organism: Mobula hypostoma (lesser devil ray)
Lineage: Eukaryota; Metazoa; Chordata; Chondrichthyes; Myliobatiformes; Myliobatidae
Product: chemerin-like receptor 1
Exons: 3
Coding region: 122-1186 (354 amino acids)
Biological process (GO): complement receptor mediated signaling pathway; positive regulation of cytosolic calcium ion concentration; phospholipase C-activating G protein-coupled receptor signaling pathway
Cellular component (GO): plasma membrane
Molecular function (GO): G protein-coupled receptor activity; complement receptor activity
Source: RefSeq, a predicted model, not a curated record